AGUCGACCUAAUAGCAAUUUCAACAGUCUCCCACAGCAUUAAAAGCUUCAAAAUCAUAAAGCUAAAAUUUCCUUGGGUAACCCGAAUUUUCCUCACUGACGUGGGCAGUAGCGAAAAUACCACCUCGUGCCGAUGUGAAAAAAAAACGCUUAGCAAACAAUUUCAUGUAUCUGCGCCGUGUGUCCACAAAUUCAGUCAUUUUCAAACGUUCGUCGCGAGCGGAAGUGUAACUAAACGUGUAGUCAAUUUGGGGCCCGAAGAUUCAGCAGCAGAGGAAAACUGACGUGAAAUCAUACUUACGCGAAAACUCGUUCGUGCAAACGAAAAAAAUUUGCAAAAGCGAAGAAUUUCUAAGCAUUGACGAGCGAGCAACAGCUACCCGGCGUUGUAGCAAGGCAUUUAAAACAAUUCUGAAAUAUUACUAAAACCACUCGUAAAUCACAAAAACUACAUUUAAUUAUCAUGUUAUUUAUGUGUCAUCAAAUGGCGAUGAAGAAGGAAGCCAAUGACAAAUCGAAAGCUGCCGAACUUCGAAGAGCACAAAUUGGUGUUGGCGUACCAAUUGUUUGGAUUUUGGGUGGCCCCGGCUGCGGCAAAGGUACACAAUGCGCCAAAAUUGUAGAGAAAUACGGAUUUACACAUCUCAGCUCUGGCGAUUUGCUGCGUGCAGAGGUCGCCUCGGGUUCUGAUAAGGGCCGUGAGUUGUCCGCCAUAAUGAAGGAGGGUAAAUUGGUGCCUAAUGAAGCGGUAUUGAGUUUACUUGCGAAAGCUAUUUCUGAUCACAAAUCCGAUUCGAAAGGCUUUCUAAUUGAUGGCUAUCCACGUGAGAAGGAUCAGGGCGCUGCUUUUGAACAACAAAUUGCGCCAGCGGAUCUGAUUAUCUACUUCGAUUGUUCAGAUGAUGUUAUGGUCCAGCGCAUUUUGGGGCGUGCAGCUGCUUCGACAGAAAAGCGCGCCGAUGACAAUGAGGAAACCAUCAAAACUCGCCUCGCCACCUUUAGAACGAAUACCAGUGCAAUUUUGGAUCAAUAUACCGACAAGACGAUAACGCUCAAUGCCGAACGUACGGCCGAUGAAAUUUUCGUUGAUGUGCAACGUGCAUUGGAUUGUCUGAUUCAAAAGAAGGCUCAGGCGGUUGCAUGCGCCUAAUUUAUGAAUAUCUAUGCCAUGCCACAAAUUUAUAUCCAUAAAUAGAUAAUAAUAAAAUUUACGUGAUUGCACGUAAACCUGUUGUAGCACAAUUGAAACGCGCAUAUACCUAUGUACAUAUAAAUACAUACAUACAUACAUA
Rhagoletis zephyria (snowberry fruit fly) is the source of this 1291-nucleotide messenger RNA. RefSeq names its product Adenylate kinase 1 (gene Ak1). Gene Ontology annotation, biological process: nucleobase-containing compound metabolic process. Gene Ontology annotation, molecular function: ATP binding; nucleobase-containing compound kinase activity. NCBI's taxonomy places the organism in Eukaryota, Metazoa, Arthropoda, Insecta, Diptera, Tephritidae. The record is from RefSeq and is a predicted model, not a curated record.